Peniophora sp. CBMAI 1063 is the source of this 906-nucleotide messenger RNA. The record is from the annotation of a GenBank genome assembly. NCBI's taxonomy places the organism in Eukaryota, Fungi, Basidiomycota, Agaricomycetes, Russulales, Peniophoraceae.
AUGCAGACGCUCCGCCGACCACCCACCGCGUCGCUUCUAGCCGCACCCUCACGCGGAUAUGCCAUCUCCGUCAAGGCGCCACGUGUCUACGAGUCGAAGACUGGGGAGCGAUACUACCCUGAGAAGAAGACGUUCCGGUACAACCAGUACGCGCGACUGCUGCAGUCCGACCGGCCGCUCAUCUUCCUCAACCACCACAAAUUCUCGCUCAAAAACAUGACGCUUCUUCGCUCUGCCAUCGCCGAUGCCGCCGGCAAGUACGUGCCGAAACCGACGACUCCCGAGCCUACAGCAGCCGCCGGCAAGGACGCGAAGGGCAAGGCGCCUGCCGCAGUAGCACCGGCGCCUGUCGAGUUGCCGACCUUGACGGUCAUUCGAACUGCCAUUCUCGGUGCCGCUCUACGGCAGCAUGCUCCUUUGGAUACAGCAGCAGCGCGGGCCAUCGCAGAAGCCGUGUCUGGUGGUCUGGCAGUACUCACGCUGCCUGAGCUCAACCCACCACAACUGAACGCCGUCUUGCGCGCCAUCGAACGCGCCGUCCCUCCACCCAAACCUCCGACACCGGCAGAAAUCAAGGCGAAGGAGGAUGCGGCAAAGGCAGACCCGCCGAGCCCUGGCAAACGCAUGAAGCGCCAGCGCACUGUGCACGCGCCGGAGAUGGCGUUACUCGGAGCUCUCAUCGAGGGUCGCGUAUUUGCACCGCCAGGCGUACGGGACGUUGCAACAUUACCCACGUUGCAGACUUUGCACGCACAACUAGUGGGCUUGCUCAGUGCGCCUGCAACCCAGCUUGCGGGUGUAUUGAGCGAGGCGAGCGGUGGAAAGUUGAAGAGGACUUUGGAGGGGCUGCAGAAGAGUCUGGAGGAGGCUGCGGCAGAGAGUGGUUCGGCGACUCCGACUGCCUAG